AUGUCCUCCAACGCGCCUUCCGCCAAUCUCGCUACCGCUCUCGAGAUGGACCAGAACACCAAUAGCCAGCAGGGCCCUUCUACUGGUCCUACCGCCGGCAACACCAAUGCCGCCGCUGCCCAGGGUAUAUCCCAGGGCGAUCACCAUGGCGACGGGGAGAAGGCAAUGGAGAUGCAGAGACGCCAUGCCGCUAUUCAGGAGGGCCGCCGAGCUCAGAUUGAGGAGGCGAAGCGUCAGGAGGCCGAGGAUAAGGCCGAGAAGGCGAAGAAGGAGAAAGACCAGAAGGCGCGCAUUCAGCGAGCCAUUCAGGCCACUCCUGAAGAGCGUGCGGCCUACGACAAGGCUAUGGACGAUCUUGAGGAGGAUAGGCGUCGCAAGCGCCACCAAGCCGCCAUCUACGAUAGGAUCAACCCCUAUCUUGAGGCCAUGGGAAGAAAGCCCAGACGUUAA
This is a messenger RNA of Colletotrichum godetiae, 450 nucleotides long. RefSeq lists its product as uncharacterized. The coding region runs from base 1 to 450 and encodes 149 amino acids. Lineage: Eukaryota; Fungi; Ascomycota; Sordariomycetes; Glomerellales; Glomerellaceae. The transcript has a single exon. The record is from RefSeq and is a predicted model, not a curated record.